Molecule: messenger RNA, 739 nt
Organism: Perkinsus marinus ATCC 50983
Lineage: Eukaryota; Perkinsozoa; Perkinsida; Perkinsidae
Exons: 1
Source: RefSeq, a predicted model, not a curated record
AUGCCACCCAGAGUCAGAGCAGCCUUGCGUUCUGCGGGAAGUGGUAGGAGAGGCGCGACCGGAAGCCCUACGAUACCAGUUAAUGAGACCGCUGAUGAUACCGUUGAUGAUACCGUUGAUGAUACCGCUGAUGAUACCGUUGAUGAUACCGCUGAUGAUACCGCUGAUGAUACUUAUAAUAUUGCCGCUAAUACUACGAUACCCUUAAAUGCCGAAUUAACAAGUGAAGUUACUGCCGUGGAAUCUACGAGUUCGAGGCAGAACGUGCAAGGGGCGAUUGCCGAUAUAGAGGGGCGAAUUGGUCGGGGCCCAUUAAAUUCCCGUCCACAUAAUGGGGGCUGUGCGGCUAGUGACUCCGAAGGGCAAAUUAUACCAGGUGAUACUUCUCGAUUGUCGACGGGAAGAGGCCUUGGCCUCAUGGCUUACAGUGGCGGCGGUGGACAGACAAUCGAUUCGCAGCAUGGGUUCCAUGCUGGCGGUGUAUCUGGCUCGGCGGAGCCCUUAACUAUCAGUAAUACGAGUGGUGGUACCCGCGGGGACUCAGCCGAUGUCCUAGCCAGGCGACUCUCGCUCAUCGAGAGGACGUUAGAGAGGUUGGCUUUGAAAGUGGACGAGAUGAAUGAGAAAGCAUCCGAGCGCAGUGGUCGAGAGCCGACUGGAAGGGAGCGCAGAGAAGGGAAGCCAGCGGGCGGAGAUGAUCCGAAACCCCUAGACUCCGAUUCGGAUGUGAGUACUGCCU